Vitrella brassicaformis is the source of this 967-nucleotide messenger RNA. Lineage: Eukaryota; Vitrellaceae. The record is from the annotation of a GenBank genome assembly.
GCCAGGUGCAUGUCUUAUUAAAUCAGCCGUCGUCCAUGCUCUUUUCUCAAUUAUUCCAUUCACGACCAUAUCAUUCAAUUUCAUCCAUCUCAUUUCUUCUCUCUUCUCAGGCAGGCACCACAUGCAGAUCCAAUCGCACAGUAUCUAACGUCACGGCGGCGCGAUGCCCUUUUUCCGCAGGUAGCGCCUCUGGAAUCGAUUGCCCCUCUCGGUGAGGGUGGUGUCGUCCACAUCGUCAAAGUCCACCGUCAGCUUCUUGCCCUCGACGAUCUCCUCCAGCGACGCACGAGGUAAACCGCUCUUGUCAAGACGAACGAUCUCGUCCUUCAAGAUCCUGACACACACACGUGUGAGUUCUGCGAUGCACACAUCCAUCCACCGGCACGUGUACCCACCUACCUCUUGAAGUUGGGGACGCCCAGCAGCUUCUCCCUCAGCCCCGUCAUGCGCCUCUCUAUCAGGAAGCCCCACCCGAUGUUGGCAAACGUCAAUAUCACCGCCAAAGUGAAGAGUGCCAGGGCCGUGGUGGCACCGAUGCGGAGCAGCGUGUCAAACACGGGGUUCUCGUACAUCAGCUGCGAGAGCACCAGGCUAGGCAAUGCCCCAGUCACGCCGUCAGCUUGAGGAUGGGCCAAGUCAUCAGGCGGGGCGAUGGGGAGAAAGGAGAGAUCGUUGACGGCUGCUGGAGUCCUCAAGAGCGAAAAAUCGCUGUCGGGCAGCCUCGCGACGCCUGAAUGAAGAGAUGAGGGUGCCGACGGUCCAAAGUGGAGCGCUGGCGGCGGUUGGAAAGCAUCAGCACUGACAGCAAGCGCCAGGAUCUGCCAUAGCAUAGCUCUGUAGAGGCUACAGAGAAGCUGCAUCUUCGUCGCCAGAAGACACUCACACGACGAUGAAUAAAGAGCCUCAAAUCAACGGAUCUUCACAUCCGCAGCUGUUCUGCCGCUGACGAUGCGCCUGUUGCUUGUGG